CUCCUCUAUUUUUUCCCCAACUUACUUACUCACUCUCCUUUUUCUCGUCAAAAUUCCCAGAAAGAAUAUUUCCUCUUUUUUUUUUCUUCACUUUCUUCUUAAAUUAUUACAAUAUUAAAUUUCUAUCUAUAUAUAUAUUUCAAAAUAUUCAUCUCAGAUUAAUCUAACGACGACCAUCAAAUCUCAGAAACCAAACAGAAUAACGGAACCUAACCCUAACCCAAACGAUCAUUUCCCCUCCCCGUUCCUUCAUUUAUCCAUCUCUUUGUCGUUGUUGUCUCUCUCUCUCUCUCUCUCUCCCAUCAGAUCCAUAACUUUACAACCCUCUCCAUCUAGAUCUCGACUCACGCGCCUUCAACACUGGACCACGCGCCUGCAACCGCCUCUAUCAUGGUCGUUAGCGGAGGCAAGUCCCUGAAGCGCGUGAAGAAGAGAGUCACCGCCGAUCACCACGAUUUUUUUACGUUCCCCUCACCAACCCUCACCGCUUCGGAAAACUUCUCCAUCGGUCCAUUCCGCUCCAACAUCCGUUCGUUUCUCACGAAGUACGCGCUCCUCCCGCCGCCGUCGGCGCUGUUCCCACACCUCUUGACGUGGCAGAUCCUCUUCCGUGUAGGUGAGAUCACGGAAGGCUCUGAAUCUGGCCCGGCGGUGGUGUGCCUCGACGUCGUGGAAGAGGACGUGGCCAGAUCUAGAUCCGUUUACUGCGAUCAGUGCCGAGUUUUCGGUUGGAGCGGCAACCCAGUGUGCGGGAAACGCUACCAUUUUAUAAUCAAAGCUGAUGGGGGAUCAAUUGGUGGAUACCACAAACCGUGUAUGUGUUGUGGAGACAGUUUGCAUUUGUCAGAAUCCAAGUGUAAGUCAUGCAACCAUGUAACAACAAGUGAUGAUGUGGAAGAAUGGGUAUACCACCAACUAGAGAACACAAGUCAUCUUUUACAUGGUGUAGUCCAUGCAAAUGGUUAUGGGCACCUUCUCCGGGUCAAUGGCAGAGAAGGGGGAUCUAGAUUUCUUUCUGGUUGCCAUAUUAUGGAUUUCUGGGAUCGCCUAUGCAAGACACUUGGAGUUAGAAAAGUUAGUGUGAUGGACGUUUCAAAGAAAUAUGGGCUAGAGUAUCGCUUGCUCCAUGCCAUUAUGAAGAGACAUCCGUGGUAUGGUGAGUGGGGAUAUAAUUUUGGCUCUGGUAGCUAUUGUCUCACAAAGGAAGCAUAUAAGUCUGCUGUUGACAACCUAUCCAAUCUACCCCUGUCCAUCUUUCUCUCCCAGGAACAAAAGCCCCACUCACGUGUGCAGGAUAUGAUCUUGUAUUACCAGUCUUUGUCAGAGCACGAGCUUGUAAAUAUGAGGGACCUAUUUUGUUUUUUAAUGGGUUUGAUGCACGGUGCUCGCAAGAAUGCCUCUAAGUCUGAUGACAUAACCUGCAAGAAGCGUCGGUUUGAUGCUUCUGGAUUAUCAAGUUCUUGGGGGAAGAGUGACAUUGAACGUGUGGAGGAAGCCAUGCUCAGAGUGCUGCGUGCAGUGUCUGGGUCUAAUUGGGUGAGCCGCCGUGCUCUUAGGGGCGCUGUUUGCAAGGUGGCUUCUCCAGAGCUUCUUGAUUAUUGCCUUGCUGAACUAGGAGGGAAAGUGGUGUAUGGUGGUGUUGUUAACAGCAGAUGCAAUCCUCAAACUGGAGUUGAUGAAUUCAGAAUUGAUGCGACAAGCUUCGAUGGAUUUAUGGCCAGCAAUAAUUCUUCAGGCUCAAAGUUCCCAUCUGAAGAAAAUCUCCUGCAAUGCUUGAGAUAUUUAUACGAGUCAUUGCUUCAUCCUCGGAUGAUGCUAAACUAUGUUGAUGAAGAGACAAGAAUGCUUGCAAUGAGCUCAGCUCAGAAGCUUCUUGACUGCAAGCAAUUAAUAAAAGAUUAUUGUACUGAGAUGUUGCCAGUGUCAGAUUUGUAUAAGAUACGCAUCUCAUGUCAGGUUGAGCUAGUUGAUCAACCAGAAGAUCCCGCAGCUAGAACUCCUCCUGAAAUUGUUGUGCUGCCCACAAAUGCGACAGUAUCUGACCUUAAGAUUGAAGCAGCAAAUGUUUUUCAAGAUGUAUAUCUAAUGUUUAGAAGAUUUCAAGUUGACGAACUACUUGGCUACAGCGGUGUAGACGAUUCCACCCAGGUCAAGCACUUGUUAAAACCAAAUGAAGUGGUUUGUAUCCGAGGAAGAUGCUCCGGGAAGAAUGGGUUGAGCAAGUUUAGAAUGGAACGUGGACUUGAGAGGUGGACUGUGGAGUGCAGCUGUGGGGCUAAGGAUGAUGAUGGAGAGAGAAUGAUGGCUUGUGAUACAUGUGGAGUAUGGCGGCACACCAGGUGUUCUGGCAUUCCUGAUACUGCUCCUGUUCCAGCACGUUUUGUUUGCCAGAGAUGCCAAAAUUGUGACUCAAAACCUAUAUCUGUUGGACACUUAAAAGAUGAGACUGUGACUAGUGUUAGUACCUCUAGAAGUAGUUGCUUUGGCAAUGGUGUGCCAGUGCUUUCUGAUGUUCGUUAGGGCGUUGCUUAGUUGUGUAUAUAAAGCAUUGCUUUUUCUUUUAUUUUGCUUUGGCCUGAAAGAACCUGUAGAUAAAAUAUAGGCAUUGGUGGGACAUGUCAUGUCUUGUUCAUAUUUCAGGUUCUGCUUUUGUUUAUUUAUUUUGUAUAUACAACAAACAGGUGGAGGGAAGAAAAAAAUCUAACUUAAAUUGCUUUGAA
This is a messenger RNA of Lathyrus oleraceus (garden pea), 2720 nucleotides long. RefSeq names its product PHD finger protein At1g33420. NCBI's taxonomy places the organism in Eukaryota, Viridiplantae, Streptophyta, Magnoliopsida, Fabales, Fabaceae. The coding region runs from base 391 to 2520 and encodes 709 amino acids. The transcript is spliced from 5 exons. The record is from RefSeq and is a predicted model, not a curated record.